Messenger RNA from Cervus elaphus (red deer), 4024 nucleotides. It is a transcript of the gene TMEM44, whose product is annotated as transmembrane protein 44. The coding region runs from base 810 to 2159 and encodes 449 amino acids. Lineage: Eukaryota; Metazoa; Chordata; Mammalia; Artiodactyla; Cervidae. The transcript has 13 exons. The record is from RefSeq and is a predicted model, not a curated record.
AUUAUAAUAGUUUAUUUUCAAGAAAAAUCGUCCUGUGUACUUGAGUUGCCACGUGUCUGAAUGGGAGGGGACAGACUGCAAAAAUCAGGGGGCUCCCUGACCGCGGGGGUCGCCGCCCAGGAGGACUUCACUUCUGGAGCCCCGCUUGGGCAAAUGGUGGGGACGCAGGCUGCACCUACAGCCUCAGAAAAGAGGGUGAGCGAGGAUGCCGGGGAGCGCGUGCGAUUUCUCUCUCCUGGCCUCCCACCGCACCCUUUGUAUCGUGCCGUUUUAACGAUCUCACACCUCUUGGGAUCACCAGAGUCCAAGCGGCUCGCCAGGAGCCAAGUAUGUAUUGUUUGGCUCAGGAAAUGUGGGGUAAUGAAGGUGCCUCCCACUGGGCGGGCAGGUCACUGUAUUCCGCUCUGGCCUCCGGUUUGGGGGAUGGGUGACAGCGAAGGGGUCCGCGGAGCCGCGCCGCCGCUGUCUGGGGGGCAGGGAGCGCAGCCUUUGUGCUGAGGCUGCUCCGGGCUCCCGCCGCUGGGGGGCGGCCUCCGGCCCGCAGACCCCCGACAAUAGCAGGAGUGGUGGGGAGCAGCACGGUUCCGGAAACUUUUCCCUGGAACCUGACCGCCGCCGCCCGCCCCCGGGAGCGCGGAGCUGGGCGCGCCCAUCUCCGGCCGGCGGACGGUGUGAUCUGGCCGGCCCUGUGCUGCGGAACCGAACACAGAAGGGGGCGUGCGGGGCGGCAGCGCCGGGGCCGCGGGCAGCAAGGGAGGCUGCACGCGGGUCCCUGGCCACGCGGAGGCGCAGGCACCGGACUGGGCGGAAUGGAGCCAGCCAUGGGGGAGGCGCCCAGCCCCGCACCGGCGCCCGCGCUCUGGGACUGGGACUACCUGGACCGCUGCUUCGCCCGCCACCGUGUCUGCAUCUCCUUCGGCCUGUGGAUCUGCGCCUCUUCCUGCUGGAUCGCCGUUCACGCACUGCUUCUGUAUCUGAGAUGUGGGAGGAAAUCUGGACGGGACCAGUCAGUGCUGUGGGCUGCGUGCUGCCUCCUGACCAGUUUGUGUGACACCAUUGGGGCGAUUCUGGCCAAACAGCUCACCAUCCAGGUCUUUACUGGUGCCUACCUGGCAGCUGCUGACCUGGUGACCUUUGUGUCCGUUCUCUUCCCAGUCUGUGGUUCCAAAUUCAAGUCCAGUUCGGGUCGGGGCUCCCGGGAGAGGAAGAGGAGGCGGCAGCUCCGGGCCAGCGUGUUUGCCCUGGUCUUGCCACUGAGCCUGGGCCCGGGCUGGGCUCUGUGGGCCGCCGUCCCGAGGGCUUCAGGCCGCGACCGAGGGCCACAGCGGAGGCUGCUGGGCAUCCUGGUGCAGGACAAUACGGAAAUCCUCGGCUUCCUGCUGGGUGGCAUCGCGGCCUUGGGCGCCUGGGUUUCCCGGAUCCCCCCACUCUCCAGAAUCUGCCGGGGUAAGACAUUUCCGUCCAUCCACCUGUGGACCCGGUUCCUGUCAGCCCUGGCCGGUCUCCUCUACGCCUCGGCCAUCGUGGCCCAUGACCGGCGGCCUGAGUACCUGCUGCGGGCCACGCCCUGGUUCCUGACCUCGCUCGGCCGCGCGGCGCUGGACCUGUCUAUCAUUUUCCUUUCCUGCGUGAUGAAGAGCAAGAUGAGGCAGGUCUUCGGAUUUUCCUCUGAAGCAGGAGAGAACCCCGACACCCAAGCCCUUCUGACCUGUGCAGAGAAGGAGGAAGAAAACCAGGAGGCAAUGACCGAGAACUCGGAUUGGGUGCCGCUCACCACACUCCCACACUGCAAGCCGCUCAAGAGGAUGGCAGCCAUCAGUCGCUACAUGGAGCUGACCAUUGAACCGGUGCAGCAGGUGAGCUGCAGUGCCAGCAGGCUGCCUGGCAACGGACAGACAAACACGGGAGCCGCGUCCCUGCAGGAGCCCCCCUCCUACCCUCCAGUUCAGGUCAUCCAGGCCCGUGUGUCCUCCAGCAGCUCCUCCCAGGUCUCUUCCAUCAACUCCGACCUCGAGCAGAAGUAUUGGGAAGCCCUAAUCUCGGAGCAGUGGGAUCCUGAAGAUGUAAACCUUGGAGGGAACAAAGACAGCAUGGAGACACUCAGAUCACAGGUACACAGGUGGUCUGUGAAGCCAGUGGACUUGCCCUCUGAUGAAUAACACUUUCUGGAGCCAACUCAGCAGCCCAGAGACCAAGGUCAAGCAUUUGUCAGGAGCUGAGCAGGGAUCAACCUGCAGGGACAGCCAUGGUAGGAAUUAAGCUUCUGCCAAGGCUGCCCAUGAAAGUGAGGAACCAGGAGCUGUCAUGGAGCUUGGAUGGUCUGCACUAUGGCUCAGAAUGGAGCUAAGACUUUGGGCCCACUGGACAGACUUGAAUAUGCCCAAAGUUUGUUCUAAGGAUCUGCAGUUUGUCACAAACCACUCGUGCUUUGACAUAUAAUCUAAAGGACUUUGGGCCCUCUUUUCCUUUUCCCUUUGGAGUCAGCCAUACUCUGAAUAUCUGCUGUGAAUGAGUUCAUCUAACAAGCAGCUAAUAUGUUUGAAUCUCAGUAAAGCCCCAUUCUGCAAGACCUGGCUAAGCCUAGCGAGCAGUGGGCCCAUAGUCUGGGUGUCUAGGACACAAUGACAAGUUCUGAUGGGACCUGGCUGCUGCCCUCCGGUAACCCAGUAGAGUUUCCUGCUGAAAGUUGAGAGAGGACUGUUUGAUCAGCCAAGUGUUUACAAGAUCACUGGUAUUGCAAAGGCAAGCAAAGCUAAUUGCUCUAGGUGCGAGGACUUGCUCCAAUCUGGCAGAGUGUGUGCUGGAGCAGGGUCUGCAGGUGAUGGGACUGUCUGCCUUAGAAGGUAGCUGAAAGCACGCAAAGGGUGUCCUAGUACUUGGAGCAUCUCCAAUGCAAGUCUCAGAGAUUUUCUAACCCCACAACCGGAAAAAGGGCUCUCCUGCACUGCAGCUGCCACUGUCUUUCCCAAGGACAGCCUGAUCUCAUGUGAGAAGAGCUAUCCCACAGGCCUUUCUUUCUGAUCAGCAAGUGCACUAUGGAAUAUCACUGAGUUAUGCAGGAUCUUAGUUCCACCAGACAUGGAGCCACCUGCUUGGAAGUGCAGAGUCUUAACCACUGGACCACCAGGGAAGUCCCAGGGUCUGGGAAUCUUUAACAAGCUCCUCAAGUGAUCCUUUGAGAACAUUGCCCUAAGGAAAUUACUUUUAAAGCCUUUCUAUUUGUGUGAGAUGUUUUCAUAAAUGUGUUUAAAACAGGCGCAAAAGUGAUAAAGCCUCAAAACCCCACUUGUUUGGAAAGAUUAAAUAUUAUACUUUCAUGAACAAAUGCUAUUUGGGUAUUAGACCUAGAAGACCACAGAGGAACAGAUCUGAAUUACCUUGAAAUCACCUAGUUCAGUACCUGAGUGGCUUGCUCAUUCUCACAACUUGAAUUCCCAGUUCUAACAUGAAAAGAAAAAUCUGCAGAAGACAAUGUCAGGCAACAAAAGGAGAAUCCAAGAGAGUGUGCCAAUAUUAGCAGUUAUUUUUAAAACAUUGUUCACUGACAAUAUCAAAAGAGUCUUUUUAUGAGACUUUCUAUAGUAAAGGGAUUAUGUGGAUUCUUGUAGUAGUGGUUUCUUUACUGUAGAAGCAGUUGAAUACAUUCCCCAGUUUAAAAAUAUUUCCCUCUAAAUUCUCUUCCCUUUCAAGUUUGCAGCAUAAACCUUUGGUUUCAAGAGAAAUCCCUUGGCUCAAGCAGCUGCUGUAGUUCCAGCUCGUUGCUGAUCAUCACAUCCCUCAAGACCAAAGAACAAUAAAGGGAGACCAGAUAGCAAUGAUUCUCAAACCAGGGAAAACAGACAGGAGAGAGCCCCUGAGAAAAUAUGAAAGCCUAGUUGUUGUUUAAAAGCAAGGUGGGAAGACUAAAAGGACAGAUUUUUUUUUUUUUUUUUUGAGAGUUCUGUAGUUUGAGCCCCCUGGUGGCUCAGAUGGUAAAGAAUCCACCUACAAUGCAGGAGAUGUGGGUUCGAUCCCUGGGUCAGGA